AUGGAUCCAGUUGGCUUCGCCGUGAGCAGCACGCCAGACCUCAGCAGCAGCACCGUGACCAUCACGAUCAUCACCGGCUCCGACUUGGGCGUCUUGGAGCUCCACAGCAACAACACCACAGACACCACCGCGAUAUUCUUCGGCAGGGGCUCGGAGGGCCAGGCGGAGGACGAUGAGUUUUCGGCCGCGGACCUCGAAAAGUGGAUGGUCAUCAAGAAGCGCGCAGGCCACAAAAGCCGCAGGCCACCUUGCAAGGCGCACGCCGACAGCCGCGACGUGCUGACGCCGGAGGAGAUGGUGCAGCUGCGUCAAGAGUUUGUGGAGGAGCUCGCGAACCCUGCUUUGGCCAAGGAGAGAAAAAUUGCAAAGGCAAAGGCUAGGCACCACGCGGGGUGGAAACCUCCGGAGGCGCCGCAAUCUCAGGAGGAGUACCGCUUUGAUUUCGGGAAACAUUCUGGUUCCACCUUGAGGAGUGUGCUUCAGGAGGACCCUGGCUACCUUGAUCGGUUGAUGAGUUGGAGGAACAACAUCCUGGACCAGAAGCUGACAUUGAGGUGUGCUCUUGAGAAGGAGGGCCUCCUCGAGGGGCUCCUGGCGAAGAGGCCCCAGCUGAUGGUCGAGAGAGCGCGGGGGAUGAUCGCGAAGGCGGCGGAGGACAAGGACAAGCCCCUGCAUCCGGAAAUCGCCAAGUUGCGGGUCGCGCAGCACAUCGAGGCCACCGAAAUCUUGGCCAUGCAUUCCAGCGAGACUGCCGUGGCGGCGCUUGCAGCGCCCCCGCGGGACCAGCAGCAGAAGAGAAAACGAGUGUCGGCAGCCAGGUACCUUCUCCCGCACUGUUCCAGAUGUGGGAGCGUGGAGCACAAGCGGCCGCAGUGCCCGAACAAAUCGCUGCAGGGCGAGGUCGUGGAGGACUGCCGCAGCCAGGCCGUCGUGGAUUACAUGCGGAACCGCCGAUCUGCUGCACUUGUCGCCAGGCUGAAGUACGCGCAAAUAUCUAUCAGAACGCGGGAGUACGAAGAGAGGGCGAAGAAGAUGGCGAGGGCCCCGAUUGACACGGACUUUGUGCAAAUGGCACGGUGGUCCCCAGAAGAGUUCGUCCACUACCUCGUGUCCGCUGGCAUUUUGCACGACUUGAAAGGGACGCCGUGCCCGCGAGGGAAGUGCCAAUCCUCCAAGAAGUCGAGCUUCCUCGAGGGCGCCGAGAAGGAGCUGGGCCAAUUGCGAUGCAAUGCUGAAAAGGGGCAGGAUAUUAUCAUUGAGACUGCGUGGCACGCGUGUGGCGUGUGCCGCGUGCACCAAUCCGUGGCUCUGCACAAUCCGUUGUUCUCUGGCCUGCUUGGGAAGGGCAGCAAGGGCGUGUCGAUGUGCGUGAUGGCGUGGUGGCUAGCCGCUGAAGGGGUCCCUGAGUCGGUGGCAGUGCGGCAGCUCAAUAUCCAUGAGGGCGUCGUGCAAGGGGAGAGGGGCGACGCCUGCCGCCCCGCGUGGGCGCGGUGGAUUCAGUGGGGCACCGGCUCUUCUCGAACGGUCGAGGUGGAGGUCGAUGCCACGGUCAUUUGCAAGUGGAAAGCCGAGGAGAACGCCGAGCUGACGCAUUCAUAUUACUGUUACAUUGGCAUUCGCCAGCGAGGUAGCACGUCCCACUUCGCCAUGAUGCCGCUGGGCGGCCGCGUGGCCCCCGAAUCGUCCGAGGCGUAUCACGCUUUCUGCAAGGAGAUCCUUGGCGACCGCAAGUACAAUCUGCUGCUCAUGACAGACGGCGCGGGCUGCUACAAGUGCCGCUGCUCGGAUUGCGUCGUGCGGUUCGAGGAGCACCACAGCGUGAACCACUCCAGGAAGCCGAAGGCCGAGUUUUCCCGGCCCAUCCCCGCGGUCGUCGCCGACGUCGACACGGGCCACACGAGGGGAUCUAUGGCUGGCACGAUGACGAUCGACAAAGAAUGGGAUCUUCUCAAGGAGCCUUUGCCACGGAACCUGACUGCCCGCACUGUGGAGGACGUCGAUAGGACGGACGGCUACGUGAGGCACCCGCACGCCAUCGCGACGGGCAUGCCGACGGCCGCGGCCCCGAGCAUCGUGACGGGCAGGGUGCCGUGGGUGCCCCCAUGGCCGCUCCCGCCGCCGCCAGCCUGGCACGCGGGCGCCCUGUGGGGCGAUCGGUAUCCUGAGCGCCAGGGCAGCGCUCCCGUGUGCGGCCGGCAUGCCUUGAACAAUUUGUUGGGGGCGCCGCAGUUCUCGGACGGCGACUUGGAGGUGGCACGCGGCAUUGUGGUGGCUCAGACAGAUGAUCCCCCCGACCUUCACGUGAGCGAUGGAGGAUGGUACUCCCACUCCGUGCUGGCGACUGCAUUCACGAGCAGCGACGACAUGUUGGGGGCGCUGGUGAACCAUAACAACGUCCAUUGGUCGGCUAUCCAG
This is a messenger RNA of Prorocentrum cordatum, 2415 nucleotides long. The record is from the annotation of a GenBank genome assembly. Lineage: Eukaryota; Dinophyceae; Prorocentrales; Prorocentraceae.